UUGAUAUAGGUCUGUGAAGGAGAUUACACAGUACAGAGAAAGAGAGAGAGAGAGAGAGAGAGAGAGACUAAGAGAAGAGAAAAUGGAAGUAGGGUUCUUGGGUCUGGGGAUAAUGGGAAAGGCCAUGGCCACCAAUUUGAUUAAGAGUGGCUUCAAGGUCACUGUCUGGAACAGGACUCUCUCCAAGUGUAAUGAACUGGUGGAGUUAGGUGCAUCCAUUGGAGAAACUCCUGCAGCUGUGGUCAAGAAGUGUAAGCUUAUCAUUGCUAUGUUGUCUGAUCCUGCUGCCACUCUUUUGGUGGUUUUUGAUAAAGAUGGAGUUCUUGAAGAAAUUUGUAGUGGCAAAGGUUAUAUUGACAUGUCAACUGUUGAUCCUGAAACUUCCACCAAGAUCAGCCAGGCAAUCACGGCAAAGGGAGGAUCUUUCCUUGAAGCUCCUGUUUCUGGUAGCAAGCAACCUGCAGAAGCUGGUCAAUUAGUAAUUCUUGCUGCUGGGCACAAGGCACUGUACGAUUUAGCGAUUCCAGCAUUUGAUGUUAUGGGGAAAAAGUCAUUCUUCUUGGGGGAGAUUGGAAAUGGAGCAAAAAUGAAACUUGUGGUCAACAUGAUAAUGGGCAGCAUGAUGAAUGCAUUUUCUGAGGGACUGGUGCUGGCAGAAAGGAGUGGACUGAACCCUUCCAAUCUUCUUGAUGUGUUGGAUCUAGGUGGAAUUGCCAAUCCAAUGUUUAGGGGGAAAGGACCAGGUAUGCUCAAAGGCAAUCACUCUCCUGCAUUUCCCCUGAAACAUCAGCAGAAGGACAUGAGAUUGGCUCUUGCACUUGGAGAUGAAAAUGCCGUAUCGAUGCCAGUAGCAGCUGCAGCAAAUGAGGCUUUCAAGAAGGCCAGAAGCAUGGGACUAGGGGAUCUAGACUUUUCGGCUGUUUAUGAGAUAGUGAAGAUGCAAAAGGAUUAACCAAGUGUAGAUACACUUAAAUGGCUUUCAGCAGAGUGUUGCCUUGAGUCUCAGCUUUGUUAGUUGCCGCAGAAUUUGUAGUUUGUGGUAUUUGUGCAACGAUGCACUACAAGGUUGUGAACUUAUUGAUCAUCAUAUGCCACAAGAAAAUCCUUUUUCUGGUGAUAUGGCGAACUCCUGCUUACUAUUGCCAAAGAAUGGAUUUUUCUUUUUUUCUUUUUUUUUUUUUUUGGGUAUAUCAGAAUUCAUUUAAAGUGAAUGAAGUUGCUAGUGUUGAACUCA
This is a messenger RNA of Manihot esculenta (cassava), 1234 nucleotides long. Its product is annotated as glyoxylate/succinic semialdehyde reductase 1. The transcript has 8 exons. Gene Ontology annotation, molecular function: 3-hydroxybutyrate dehydrogenase activity; NADP binding; NAD binding. NCBI's taxonomy places the organism in Eukaryota, Viridiplantae, Streptophyta, Magnoliopsida, Malpighiales, Euphorbiaceae. The record is from RefSeq and is a predicted model, not a curated record. The coding region runs from base 83 to 952 and encodes 289 amino acids. Gene Ontology annotation, cellular component: cytosol.